Messenger RNA from Anopheles bellator, 621 nucleotides. RefSeq lists its product as uncharacterized. Bases 1 to 621 code for a protein of 206 amino acids. The transcript has 2 exons. Lineage: Eukaryota; Metazoa; Arthropoda; Insecta; Diptera; Culicidae. The record is from RefSeq and is a predicted model, not a curated record.
AUGAAGCUUCCAGUGCUGUUGUUCGGCCUCGUCUGUUACGCCGUGGCCAGCGAAUCACCCGGAUUUUUCAUCAAACUCUCCAAGAGUGUGCCGCGCAUCGGACGACGUGGCGAUUUGGAAAACUUCUUCCUCAAACAAUCGAAAAGCGUUCCCAGGAUUGGGCGUCGCGCAGGAGGAUACUACCUCCCACGUGAAGGAGCAACACCGGAACCGGAAGGAAGCGCUUCGAACUGGUUCGAGCGGUACAUGAAAACGGUGAAACGAGUUGCGCCGGAGGAAGCUGGCAAGUCGUACAAGAAGAUCCGACCACUCGAUCUGAAUCACAUCAUCGAUAUUCUUUCGGACGAUCUGUUCUUCGGGUCCGACCUAAAAUUCAUCUCCUGGGAGGUGUUGGACGAGGCCCUCGAGGAAGACCCGGAACUGUUGCAGAAGCUGGGCUCACUAGCUCGGGACAAAGAGGUGCAGCAGCUGAAGAAAAUGCUCGGUGAGCACGGCGAUGAGCAGAUACAGUAUGUCCCCAUUGAUCGCAACGAGAUCAAUGCGGCCAGCAGCAGGGCGUACAUGUACAGAUUGGACCGCGCGACCGAUCCGACCAAGGAGCGUCUCGAGUACCAGCAGUGA